Coregonus clupeaformis (lake whitefish) is the source of this 1114-nucleotide messenger RNA. RefSeq names its product post-GPI attachment to proteins factor 6-like. Gene Ontology annotation, cellular component: plasma membrane. The transcript has 8 exons. The record is from RefSeq and is a predicted model, not a curated record. NCBI's taxonomy places the organism in Eukaryota, Metazoa, Chordata, Actinopteri, Salmoniformes, Salmonidae. Bases 151 to 1032 code for a protein of 293 amino acids.
CACAAGGGCUUCCCGUCCUGCUCCUACUACUUCCAGCCCCAGCUGUCAGUCAGGAGAGCAGUGGACACACCCAUCCUGCAGGCCACGCCCCUAACCCAGACCGCCUCCCCCGACAGACCUGCACUACUCAAGGUGUUUGUUCCAGAGUUCAUGUCGUCCCUCUCGGUGUCUGUGAGUGGCUGUACCUGGGGGGAGGGGCUUGUGAACGGAGACUGUUCAUUGGUCCUCACACUGGGCUCCUCUUCACCCCAGGGGGGGCUUGUGAGGGUGAACUGUUCUCUUAUUGGCUGCUCGGCCGUUCUCCUCGCUCCCCCGUGGAAUACUUGGAUACGCGUCGCCGUGGAUAGUUACCAUAGCAACCGAACCACAGCCUUCAGCAUCUCAGCCAACUACACAGUGGGUUGUAAGCCUCAGAGCGUGGGUCUGUCUGGAGACUAUUAUAUUAACAGGCUCCGUGGCAACAGCAGCACGACAACAUCACCGGGCAACAGUUCUGUGGUUGUGGAGGCAGGUCUCCAUAACAACGUGUCGUUGGAGUGUGUGCGGAGUGUUCCGGUGCUCCGUGAGGAACUAGACGUUCUGUCUGUCCGGUUCUCUCCCGUUAAUGGACCCAGCGUAACGGUGACACACACCUACCCCACGCUCCUCACCUACCCCCUAAACACACCGUCUACAGGAGGGACCCUCAACCUGGAGAUUACACUCAACGCUACUAAUGUAACAUCAGGAAACAGCAGUGUGUUGGCCUGUCUCUCUUCCUGGGUUCCUGUCCUCACACUCAACCACUCACAGCUCUGUCACACAGCGUUGUUCUCAGCGUAUGGGUUGAGUGUGAACGUCAGUGUUCCCCGGACCGUCAUCAGACUUCCCUUCCCUCAGGCUGCGACCUGGUACCUCACCUUACAAGUCUUCUGCAACAGCCUGUAUCGAGGACUGUGGGACCUAUGGAGAGUGUCGACUGUUGAGGUCAUACAGCUAUCUCUACGCUGCCUGUGUCUGCAAAGCUGGUUGGAGUGGGUGGGGCUGUACUGAUGACAUCACAGCCCAGUCGUAUAGUCGUCAGCUGACAGCAGUUCUACUGCUCACGCUCAGUAACCUCCUCUUCAUCCCCCCC